UGGGUCUUACAUCUCCUAAAACGCUUGUAAAGCUUGUAGCUAGUUGGGCCAGGGUUAUGUGACUGUCGUCCCUUUACGCUGAUAUUGCACCGUGCUUCUCAAACCCCCAAAUAAUUAUAUUUUAAACGUUUUCGGUAUGAAAAACCGACCCUUGUCUGCUCGUCCCGGGGUUUCUUACAAGAUCCGCCCGGGAAAAAGGGAUCGUUAUGGGAAUGUGCAGCUCUGCAAGCUGGCCGCCAAAACAGGCGAGGGCCUCAAACCGAGCUCCAGCGCAGCAGAGGAGGGAGAGAUCCAGCAGAACCCGGGGUUUGAAGCGGUGCUAGUAGAGGACGGGGUCUGUGUAGUUGUGCUGAAUGCCGGGCAGAAACUAACUUUCACAGGGAAAUGCAGCCUAACGUGUUUAUAUGGCAGUGUCCAAGUGUUUGGCUUCACCAUUUACCAGGACCAAACAACAUGUGAGUUGUUUUCCCCUAAUACACAGUCACCUUUGACAAUUGAAGGGCUGAUGAAUAAGAGAACGUCAAAAACAAGGAAAGAGAUUCGUAUGGAAGCCAGAGCACUUUUACGAGGACACCUCCCUCUUGAUGCAAGACGAACACUUAUGCAAAGCUUUAAAUCUUCAAGCUCCAUAUUAUUACUUGAGCGUUUGGAAGAUACAAUGACUAGCUAUAUUUUGAGUCACCCAGAUUUUUCUACGGUGUUUUCCAGCAAAGCGAAAGAAAAAAGUUCUACAUUGUUGGACAACCUAGUUCUGCACUCUGUUGGAAUUGAAAAUUGUGAUCCAGAGUGUGGUAUCAAGAUAUCAGAAAAAUGCCUUGUAGCGGUAAAGGAAAUUAUUCAUGCCUGCCUUGAAGAAGAUAAUGGCUGCCCAGUCAUCCUUGUAUGUGGUCCUAAAAAUGUUGGAAAAUCUACUUUUAAUCGGUAUCUUAUUAAUCAGUUAUUAAACCACAUAUCAUGUGUAGGCUAUUUGGACUGUGACUUGGGACAAACAGAGUUCACUCCUCCUGGAUGUGUAUCCUUACUGAGCAUAACAAAGCCGGUUCUUGGUCCACCAUAUACCCACCAAAGAGAAGCUUAUAAAAUGGUUUAUUUUGGAGAAACCUCUUGUGAACAGGAUAUGGAGCGUUUUAUUGAAUCUGUGAAAUAUGUCAUGACUUCCUAUAAACGAGAAGAACCGCUGAUUAUAAAUACAAUGGGAUGGGUUAAAGGGUUUGGAUUGCUGCUUCUCAUUGAUUUAAUCCGUCUUCUAUCGCCCAGUCACAUUGUACAAAUUCUUGCCAAAGGCGGCGACGUCAUGGAGCCUCUUACGCCAAAAUAUCUUCAGCAUUCCCCUGGUUUCCUAACAAAAGGGACUUCUCGGACAAAGAGUAAAGAUAGUGAAUUUGAGUCCUCCGAUGAAGAGAGACAAGAACAUCUACACAGUAUCAGGACUCCUACUGAUCAGCAUCUCUUUACUGUUGAGACAGAUUUCAUAGGAGCAGGAGAAACCUCUCGUGUGCGAUGCCAUAGUGGACUCCUCCGUGAUCUUUCAAUGUUGGGUUAUCUGAGCAAGUUACAGCAGUUUGACCUUGAACAAAUUGUGCCGUUAAACUGCUUGUUACCAUAUGAGGUUCCCUUUAAGAGAGUUGCAUUGCGUAUUGUACAUUCAGAGGUGGCGCCAUCUCACAUCAUGUACUCCAUUAACGCCAGCUGGAUUGGACUUUGCCGAAUACUUGAUGAUAUUAGCAGUGAGGGUGAUGGGCCAAUUAUACUGAAACAGACGCCAGUCUGUGAUUGCCUGGGAUUCGGAAUAGUUCGUGGAGUUAACAUGGAAAACAAGGUUUACCACAUACUCACCCCAGUUCCGCCGGAGUCACUGCGAUUAGUUAACUGCCUAUUAAUUGGAAACAUUUCCAUACCACACUCUGUACUGAAGAACCAGCUUGGCAUUAAAGGGGAAAUCCCUUAUGUCACAUCAGAGUAUGAUUUUACAAUCUCAGGAGCUGGAAAAAUGAAGAUAAAUAAGCAACUUAAGAGAAGGGAACACAAAAAAUAGUCAAUUUUAUUAAGAUUAUUAUUUUUUUUUUUUUAAAGCAAAAGGACUAAACUUUGUCAGGAUAAGUUAUUUACAUUUGUUGGAGAAUUAAACCACUGCUGUGUAAAUAUUUUUUUUUGUAUGUCUACCAUGUGCUUUCAGAAGGUUUUUAAAAGUAGUUUUGGGUUUAAUCGUUGCAUGAUAAUAAACAUGCUUCACAAAUAA
This is a messenger RNA of Bombina bombina (fire-bellied toad), 2239 nucleotides long. It is a transcript of the gene NOL9, whose product is annotated as nucleolar protein 9. The record is from RefSeq and is a predicted model, not a curated record. The coding region runs from base 137 to 2035 and encodes 632 amino acids. Gene Ontology annotation, biological process: cleavage in ITS2 between 5.8S rRNA and LSU-rRNA of tricistronic rRNA transcript (SSU-rRNA, 5.8S rRNA, LSU-rRNA). NCBI's taxonomy places the organism in Eukaryota, Metazoa, Chordata, Amphibia, Anura, Bombinatoridae. Gene Ontology annotation, cellular component: nucleus. Gene Ontology annotation, molecular function: polynucleotide 5'-hydroxyl-kinase activity. The transcript is spliced from 12 exons.